AUGGAAGAGGCUGAAGCCACACAAUUUCUCGAGUCUCUGCUGGGCAAAACACUGCAUGUGACUGUUCCAGAUGGACGCCUUUUCACAGGAACAUUUCGAUGCACUGAUAGCGAUAGUAAUAUCAUCUUGUCGAAUUCCUUUGAAUAUCGAAUGCCAUCAAAUGCUGCCGAGAAAGCCGCCCGGGAAAUAGUCAGAACCACCGGUCAAGCCAGCAGAGCCGAUAUGACGUCGAGAUUUGUCGGCCUGAUCGUGAUUCCGGGCAAAGAGAUUGCAAAGAUGGAAGUCGAAGGGAAAAGAGAUUGGCCUAGCAGUGGACAGUCUUUGUCGGUUCGUACAAAAUCGUAA
This is a messenger RNA of Rhinocladiella mackenziei CBS 650.93, 345 nucleotides long. RefSeq lists its product as uncharacterized. Gene Ontology annotation, cellular component: NatC complex. Bases 1 to 345 code for a protein of 114 amino acids. Lineage: Eukaryota; Fungi; Ascomycota; Eurotiomycetes; Chaetothyriales; Herpotrichiellaceae. The record is from RefSeq and is a predicted model, not a curated record. The transcript is spliced from 3 exons.